CACAGACAGCCGAGCAGCCACAGUUCCAGAGAGCGGAGUCACGACCAUCCUCAACCCGGCGUUUCUGCUCUUAUUUCCCGCGACCGCUGACCUGACAGCACCCCCUCGCGCGCGUCCCCUUCACGGUCGCGUUCUCCCACGCAGUUGACACGCACCCAAACGCAUCUCCGACCGACUCGAACCCCGCAACAGUGAGCCGAGACUGAGUGGACUUUUUCGUGCGCGCUUGCCUCACCUCCACCGCGCAAGCGCGUCUGUCCUCUCGGUCCCUGAACGUUACAUUCCGUCAGAGGUUCCCGUGAGAGGAGAUUAUCUUCCCGCAGACUCCCGCAUCUCUCUCUCGCUGUCUGUCGCUGACUCAUCGGGACCAUGGCGGAGUACAGCUCUCUGCUCAGCGACCUGUCUGAAAACAUCACCAACGAGGACCUGGAGCAGCUAAAGUCGGCCUGCAAGGAGGACAUCCCCGAGGACCAGAGCAACGAGAUCACCUCCUCCAAGGAGUGGUUCGGCUACCUGGAGAAGAACGACAAGCUGGCCCAAGACAACCUGUCGUACAUCGAGCACAUCUUCGAGAUCUCGCGGCGACCGGACCUGCUGACGAGGGUGAUCGAGUAUCGCACCACCGUGCUCAAGAUCUCCGAGGACGACGAGAUCGAAACCAAGCUCACGCGCAUCCCCUCGGCCAAGAAAUACAAAGACAUCAUCCGCCAGCCCUCUGAAGAUGAGAUCAUCAAGUUGGCCCCGCCCCCUAAAAAGGUGUGAGGUCGCGACCCGCAACCCCGAUCUUUUGCACCUUGAGUUCUUCACUCCCGACCGUUUCCUGACCGACCCCAUCGCAACCCCACCUCACACACACACACACACACACACACACACACAUCAAGCCACGCCCCCUUCUUGCACUAACACAAGCCAUGACUGACCAACCAAUCGGAUUGUAGCGACGCAGCAUCUUCCCAAGCUGAGGGGAGGUGCGGAAGAAGUGAGACAUUAGAAGAAGAAACCUGGAGACGGAGCGACAGCGUACGUGUGUGAGGGGGAGAGAGGGAGAGAGAGAGAGAGAGAGAGAGGGAGAGAGAGAGAAAUAGAUCAGAAUGAGUGUAACCUGUAAAGACUGUUCGAUCUGUGAUGCUGUGCUUAUGCAACUGUGUGUGUGUGUGUGUGUCAGUGAAGUUAAUUAUAGUUAUGGACCAUGACGACAUCACUAAUAAUUUGAAACGACAAAACCCCGCCUUAAAAAAAUAAAAAAGUUAGCAGCGAAUCAAAAUGUCAACAUUUCAGAAAAACAUUUCAUAAACUGGUAACCAUAGCAACAGUAGGCCGGAUGCAUUGUUUUGCAGAUGUAACAAAUGCCGGAUAAUUCAGCAGAAGUCAAUUUAAAUAUGUGGAAGAGUUGACAGGAUAUUAAAUGAAAAUAAAAUGUAAUAGUUUAUAUUCUCAGAAACAUUUGUUGAAACAUGACGUGAAAGUGAUGUCACGUGACUUCAGGGUCCUUGUUCCCGCGUGCAGCUCCUCUAACACAGCAGGUGUGUUUUUAAUGUGAAAGACUUUAAUAUUCACGUCUGUCUUUUGUCUCGAGGAAGAAAGAACUUCACAAAAAGGUCAAAAUAUUCCCUUAAAGUCAAAACUUCAAUAAGUCCAGUCGGCCUCUUUGAGCCACAGCUGUUCUUAAACUCAACUUUAAGUCCGACUUAAAGAACGUCCUGCUCACUGUUCCUCAGCUAGAGGCUCUGUUUGCAUUCCCUUUACUUAGAUAAUUAUGUCGUCAUUCAAGAGCGAGAAAAAGAAGAAAAAAAGUCUAAUAUUUUAGAAGAAGAAGAUAUUUAAAGUCGAUUUUCAUAGGAAAAGCCAAUAUUUGCCUUUAGCUUAUAAUCAUAGAGUUAUUCAGAGGACAUUUUAAGAUGAGGAAAGUGAAGUAAAUAUUUCUAUACUAUGAAGUUCCCCUGAAGGUCUGUCGUAUGAGCCGGCUAGAGGUGUAAAUAUACAAAUAAUAUAUUAGAAAGUAGAGCAGAAAUAAUAUAUAUUGACCUGCAGCGUGUGUGUGUUCCAUAAAGGACCACUAAGUGUUACUUUAACGCCCCUAAUUUUAAUCUGAAAUUAAACUAUUCGUCUAAACUUAGAUGGAAGAACAAACAUUAAAUCGAUAUAUUUUGAGUAAACUUUUUAACUUUCUUUCAUGUCGCCAUUUUAUUUUGUAACGCGGAAAAAAUAUAACGGACCGGCGUGUGAAUCCUGGAUGAAUGAGAAUCAAAUUUACGUAAAAUUACCUUUAAAUUUUUUUUAUAUGAAGCAGCCAUAAGGCUCAUAAGCAGCUGACUAUGCCAUUCCCUCCAUGCACCAACAGAAUAACUAGACUGUUAAAACGUUAAUAAACUAUAAUAACUGCU
This is a messenger RNA of Pseudoliparis swirei, 2387 nucleotides long. RefSeq names its product astrocytic phosphoprotein PEA-15. The transcript has 4 exons. NCBI's taxonomy places the organism in Eukaryota, Metazoa, Chordata, Actinopteri, Perciformes, Liparidae. Gene Ontology annotation, biological process: regulation of apoptotic process; MAPK cascade. The record is from RefSeq and is a predicted model, not a curated record. The coding region runs from base 370 to 762 and encodes 130 amino acids. Gene Ontology annotation, molecular function: protein binding.